This is a messenger RNA of Musca vetustissima, 1344 nucleotides long. RefSeq names its product gustatory and pheromone receptor 33a-like. Gene Ontology annotation, biological process: sensory perception of taste. The coding region runs from base 1 to 1344 and encodes 447 amino acids. Gene Ontology annotation, cellular component: axon; neuronal cell body; dendrite. The transcript is spliced from 5 exons. NCBI's taxonomy places the organism in Eukaryota, Metazoa, Arthropoda, Insecta, Diptera, Muscidae. The record is from RefSeq and is a predicted model, not a curated record.
AUGAAUGUGUUUAUUUUAACAUUUUCACUGCUCUAUGGCAUUAUGCCAUUCGAUCGCCUGAAUCCACGUUCAAAUAUAUUCGAUUAUAUACAAAUGUAUAUAAUACCGAUUUUCUAUUUAAUCUGCUAUGGAUUGACAAAUUUUGGCUCAUUUGGUAUUUCACAAAAUCCCAGCUGUGAUAGUGUGUGCCGGCUGGGAAAUGCGUUGUUAAUGCAUUUGGGUUGUUUCUUAUAUAUUUCGAUGCAUGCAUUGAAUUUGUGGCGCCGCAAAAAGUUCUUUAUUGUUUUUGAACAUACUUUACAUGAUAUCGAUGAGAAUUUACGAAGAUGUGAAGUUGUCAGUGGUUGUGAAAGUGAGAUCAAACCAAAGAAGAAGAAACCAAAAUAUUUAUUCUAUGGAACAUGGAUUGUGGUCAUAUUGGCAUUUACGGCAUCGUUUUGCUACGAUGUUCGAGAGUUGGUGUAUUACUAUCACGAAUAUUUCUUCAUAACGUUGAUGGUAUCAAAUUUCCCCUACUCAGCGGCAAGUGUUAUGUUGGGCCAAUUUAUAUAUUUUGUAUCGGAAAUAUCACAACGUUUUGAAAAACUCAACGAAUUAUUUGAAAAAAUCAGCACGGAGAGUGAUCGUAAACAUAUUCCCUUGAUGAUAUUCGAUAUAGAGACGGAUGUUAAAAAGGAUCUGCCACCAAAUCAACAAAUUCGCCACAGACAUUUUGCAGCUACUCGAGAAGAGAGUGAUGAACUCAAUGAUGAUUUGGAUCAAUUUUAUGAUACUGAAACGAUACCCGAUGAGGGCCCCUCUUCUGAGAGUAAUCUCCCCGAUUUGUUUAAAUUGCAUGAUAAAAUCCUAUCGUUGAGUGUCAUCACCAAUGCCGAAUAUGGUCCCCAAUCCGUUCCCUAUAUGGCAGUAUGUUUUGUCAUCACGAUUUUUGGCAUCUUCCUGCUGACCAAAGUCUUUUUUGUGGUGGGUGGUAAAAGUCGUUUAUUGGAUUAUGUCAUCAUUCUGUUCAUCGUCUGGAGCCUUACUACCAUGGUCGUGGCCUAUUUGGUGCUGCGUUUGUGUUGCAAUGCCAACGGUUUUUCCAAGCAAUCGGCCAUGAUUGUGCAUGAAAUCAUGCAAAAGAAACCUGCAUUUAUGUUGGGCAAUGACCUGUAUUACAACAAAAUGAAAUCCUUUACGCUGCAAUUCCUUCACUGGGAGGGUUAUUUUCAAUUUAAUGGUAUUGGCUUGUUCACCUUGGAUUACACAUUUAUAUUUUCGACUGUUAGUGCCGCUACAUCUUAUUUGAUUGUGUUGUUGCAGUUCGAUAUGAGCUCUAUAUUGAAGUCAGAGGGUCUGCUAUAA